AUGGCGGAGUCAAUGGACGAUGCUGGCACACUUAACACCAGGAAUAUGCCUGAUAACUACAAGAAGACGUUUCAGAAACGCUAUAGAAGUUUGGAGUUACUUGUUUGGAAUAGAACAAAACAUGGCACUUUGAAGUUUGCAGAAGAAUACUUUGCUUCAGGGACGUGGUUUGAGAAUUUUUUACCGAGUGUUAUACCACCAGAGAAACAUUCCACAGCAUUUGUUACAAAUAAACCUGGCGUUUUAGCUGGUGUAAAAGGAGGAUUGAUGUUCAAUAUGGAUGUACAAGGGACACGAAAGUACCUUUCAAUUGGUUUUGCAAAUCCAGUUGUAGGUGGUUACAAGACCUAUAUUUCAAUCAAAGACGAUGAUCUUGGAGCGAAGAAUGGCUUUGACAAUGCCAAAAAUGAUAAACAUAAGCUUCAUACCAUUGGAGAGUUUGUAGUUGAGGCAAAUCUUACAACUCCCCGUGAGGGAGGAAACAAACAGAUGAUAUUUAUUGUUUCUGAUGUACCUGAUGUAGAUGUAACUGCAUGA
This is a messenger RNA of Geodia barretti, 537 nucleotides long. The record is from the annotation of a GenBank genome assembly. NCBI's taxonomy places the organism in Eukaryota, Metazoa, Porifera, Demospongiae, Tetractinellida, Geodiidae.